This is a messenger RNA of Trichomycterus rosablanca, 3754 nucleotides long. It is a transcript of the gene recql5, whose product is annotated as RecQ helicase-like 5. Gene Ontology annotation, cellular component: cytoplasm; chromosome; nucleus. Bases 18 to 3026 code for a protein of 1002 amino acids. The transcript is spliced from 19 exons. NCBI's taxonomy places the organism in Eukaryota, Metazoa, Chordata, Actinopteri, Siluriformes, Trichomycteridae. The record is from RefSeq and is a predicted model, not a curated record. Gene Ontology annotation, biological process: double-strand break repair via homologous recombination. Gene Ontology annotation, molecular function: nucleic acid binding; four-way junction helicase activity; 3'-5' DNA helicase activity.
AUCAGGAGUGAGGAGACAUGACUGCUGUAGAACGAGCUUUAAAAACCUACUUCGGCUUCGAAAAGUUCCGAUCACGGCAACAAGAAGAUGUCGUGAAAGCCGUGGUAAAAGGUGACAGGGAUGUGUUUGUGUGCAUGCCAACCGGAGCAGGAAAGUCUCUGUGCUACCAGCUUCCUGCAGUGCUGUCCUCAGGCAUCACACUGGUUAUAUCUCCUCUGAUUGCACUUAUACAGAAUCAGAUAGAUCACCUUAAGGCACUAAACAUUCCAGCAUGCUCAAUAAACUCCAAGCUUCCUUCUGCUGAGAGGCGACAGAUCCUGGACGACUUGGCCAGUGAACAACCUCAUCUCAAACUGCUCUACAUCACUCCUGAGAUGGUGGCUUCACCCUCUUUUCAGCCAUGCCUGAGCUCUCUUUGUUCCCGUGGCUUGCUAGCUUGUUUAGCAGUUGAUGAAGCCCACUGUGUUUCCCAGUGGGGUCAUGAUUUCAGACCCGACUACCUAAAGCUAGGUGAACUGCGCUCUCGUCUUGCCGGGGUGCCCUGUGUGGCACUGACGGCGACAGCACCCAAGAAGGUGCAAGAGGACAUUUCACGAUCACUGAAGCUCAGGUCACUGCUGACGUUUUCCACACCAGUGUUUAGGAAAAAUUUGAAGUAUGAUGUGAUAUUUCGAGAUCUGUUGCCUGAGCCUUAUGUUCAUCUACAUGCAUUCGCUAAAGAAGCUCUCGGAGGAAGCACAGCUGAAAAGGGUUGUGGGAUUGUGUACUGUCGUACAAGGGAGAGCUGUGAGGAUGUUGCUCACAGACUGACUAAGCUUGGUAUAACAGCUAAACCCUACCAUGCAGGCCUGAAGACAGAUGACCGCACUGGGGCACAGGCUGAUUGGAUGGAAGGAAGGGUACCUGUUAUCGUGGCCACUAUUAGCUUUGGCAUGGGUGUUGACAAGGCCAAUGUUAGGUUUGUUGCUCAUUGGAACUUGGCUAAGUCCUUGGCCAGUUACUAUCAGGAAUCUGGUCGUGCUGGCCGUGAUGGUCUUCCAUCUUCAUGCCGCAUAUACUACUCUCCCAGAGACCGAGACCAGAUGAAUUUUCUUAUCCGCAAAGAGAUUGGCCGCAAACAGAAGAAGAGAGGUUCAGAAAAGGAACAGGACAAAGCAGCUAUCUUGGACUUUGAGGCCAUGGUUGCCUUCUGUGUACAAGAGGGAUGCAGACACGCCACUAUAUCCAAGUUCUUUGGGGAUAAGCUGCCUGACUGCGACAAAGCAUGUGACUACUGCCGCAACCCUAAACUGGUCCGGGCUCAACUGGAGAGGGCUGCUACUGUCAGCACUAAGGUUGGGCCGGCACAGAGCUCUGAGCCCAAAGGGCCGUUUGGUUUUAACCCUGAUCUCUAUGCUGGGGGAAAGAAAGGCUAUGGUUUUGAGAGGUAUGAUGAGGAGUGGGAGGGCACUGCUGAGGAUGACUCUGAUAAGCGAAAAAAAGAAUUUGGUGAUCUUUUUAAGAAGCAGAUGAAACUACGCAGGGCAUCAGAUGACCCGAAAGAAACAAUUGUUAUACCGGAUGCUGAUUGUCUAUUAAAGGAAGCCUGUAGCCUGAAAAUCCCCCGGCUCACAGUGAAGGCAAGAGAGCACUGCCUGAAUCUUAUUCAGGCCUCCCUGACCAAUCACGGAGGUUCAACAGAUCACAGCUCUGCACUUUCUUUGGCUGUAGAAAUUGAGCAUAGUGUGUUCAGAUCCUGCAAGUCAGCGAACCUGUACAAGGCUGCAGUUCUCAAGAAAGUUGCUGAGCUGAAGAAAGAAACUGUUGAUGCUGUAUCGCCUCAUGUUGAGAAGGAUGAAGAGUCAUGCAGCUCCAUAGGUCAUAAAGAGGAAAUAGAAAAGAAUAUACCUGAGGAGGAAGCAGCCUCCUCCUCCACUUCCUCCUUCCCUGAAGAACAGCAGGGCUUUACAUCAGCCUCCCAGAUCUAUUCGCUAAAGAGAAAGCGGGUGGGUGCAGGAUUGCGUGGCUCAUCCACCCUCUUCCAGUCGGCAUCAGAGUUCCUUAAGACCUCCAAGAAUGAGAGCUUUACAUCUCAAGAACCUGGCCAUACGGAAGAUGAGCAGGAAGAAAAGCCUAAUAAGAAAAGAAGUAAAACAUCAUCUGAUUCAGCUGUCUCUAAAUCCAAAACAUCACCCGUGAGUAGCCCCAGCAAGAAAUCUAACAAAGCUUUGAGCAAGAAACAGCAGAAACUAGCAGAGGCUGCCAAGGACUCUCACUGUAUAUCUCACUACUUUGGGAAGAAAAUAGUAAACAGCACUCAAAAACAGGAACCUGUUUCAGAACCUGAGGAAGCAGACAUGUGCAUGGAGACAGCACAGCAAGAGUGUAAUGUUCCAGUUGCAACAUCUGGUAUGGACACAGAUGCCGGUAAUACUGAGACUAAGGAUGAAAGUAGUGUAGAUGUAGAAAACAGCAUGUCUGUGGAGAAUUGUACUCUGAACAAGGAUUCCAUGGAUGUAAGAAUCACUCUGGAGGAGACGUGCAGAACCGAGGAGACCAGAACAAAUCUGCAGGAUGAAUGGAAAGAGUCACUAUCAGAUGCCUUGGUUCAUCCAAAAACGCACUGUGAGGAUACAGAGCAGCUUCCUUCUGUCAAAUGCAGCCGCCCUCCCAGUGGCAACAAACGGAGGGUAACCUUUGACCCGGUGGUGCAGGAGAGAAAAAUGGAGGCGGACAACAGUGAAGCCAAUCACUUUCCAGCCCAGCCCGUGACUCUGAAAGAUGCAGCUGAUAUUGUGGUGAAAAUCUUAGAUCCUUUCUACAAAAAGGGCAGGUUUGCUACUAAGGACCUGUUCAAGUCAUUUGCACGCUUCCUAUCUCAUCAGCUUGUAGAAGGAAAAGCAAAAGACAGAGUCAAAGUGAAAAUGGAGGCCAGGCGUUUAAUCAAGCGUUUCUUCAGCAACAUCCAGCGCUGCGAAAAUGAGGCAGACUGGAAAGUCCUACAAGAAUCAGCCAAAGCAGCAGAUACUGCAGUACAGGACUCAUAACGCUUCCUGAUUUCCUCUCUCCCUACCUCAUAUCCUUCUGAUGGUAAAUCUGCUCCACUCUCAGGGAUCAUCUCCACAUCUCGGAGGCUGCUGCUCUUAGAAGGUCACUGUAUUUUCUGCACCUUGUUUGCUCAUUUUAGUGCACCUUAAUGAAAAAUGCUAGAACUUCUUUUUAGUGGACUGGGACAGUUAUGCAGCAUUUAUCCGGUUGUUGAAGAAGAGGCAUGUUUAAAUCCCAGUGAUGUGAUCAACUGUGGCAUAACUGAUCCUGCACUUCCAUUGGGAUGAAUGGCACUUCUGUCUUCUCUGUCAGUCAGGGACAGCAACUGCUCUAUGAUGCUGCGUAAGCAAAAGUUUGCAAAGGUGAGUCGGCUGCUUUCAUGGGUCCCAAAGAAAGCAUGUUAGCCCUCACUAUCCCAAAUGUGUUAUACUAUACGAAAACACCUACUGGCAGGUAAAAAAAUAAGCUUUAUGUACACUGACAAAAACACAGAAAGUCUAGUGCCAACAGGGCAUCAUUUAGUUAUUGUAAUGUAGCAUUAGUUAUUUUAUUUCUGAAAUCUCUUAACAUUUUACAGAGAGUAAAAUGACAAUUAUCAAAGUUUUUUUGUUUGUUUUAAGGUAAUUUAUUUUACUGUUAUGUUUGGCAACCCUGCAGACUAGUAAUAUUUUUUGUUUGUUUUGUGUAUUCUGCUUUUUCUGUUGGAACUAAUUUUAGCAAAUGUGGA